Eleginops maclovinus (Patagonian blennie) is the source of this 2715-nucleotide messenger RNA. RefSeq names its product mycbp associated protein (gene mycbpap). Bases 207 to 2612 code for a protein of 801 amino acids. Lineage: Eukaryota; Metazoa; Chordata; Actinopteri; Perciformes; Eleginopidae. The transcript has 19 exons. The record is from RefSeq and is a predicted model, not a curated record.
GCUAGCUGGUUAGCACCGCUAGAUAAUAAACGCCACAUUAGUUUCACGUAACUUUCACGGUAGUGAACCCCGCUGAGUCAACGAAUAAGGGGGUCAGACUUCUAAGUGUCGCAGAGAACCAGAAGCUGGAACCAUCAGAGGAGUUGCACAUCUUUGGUUAUGAGCAGCCCGAGAUCUGUUCUCUUAAACGCUGGGAUAUCCAGGCCAUGGCCUUUCAGUCACAGGACAUCACUAAAAUUCAUAUACCUAAAGCUCCGAAGGGCCGCCCAAAACCAGCUCUCAUGGCUUGUGUGCAGAAGACAAAGCCAACUGAACAAGCUAACUAUGCCACGGGAGGGCCAGUGACACAUCCAGUGAAUCUGGACCCUGACUCUCCACCCCCAGACUGCACAGCAUCAGAAGAGCUUCACUUUGAUGACCAAGAUAUGGUUCUUCCACAUAGUAUUCUGGGUACUCUAGAGGAUUUCAGAAGUUAUCUGGAAGCCAAAGGGGAGACAGAGUUGGUGAAGCGAAUAGCAAAGUCCAGGAAAUAUACCUCACCUGAGGCCCCAGGGAGACAUCGAUCAGAGGCUGUGGAGGAUAGGCGUGGUAUACCUUCAGGCAACAGAAAUAUUCAGAGCAAUGCCCUGCAGCACUGGCAGGCACAUAUGACGCAGCGCAGACGGCAGCAGGAUCUCUUAUCUGACAUGCUCGACAGGCCGGUAGAAAGCUUACUGAUGAACCAGGAUAACCGUUUCAGAGAAACUCAGGAGCAGAGGGAGUUUCCAAACCAAGCCAUGCCUCUCAUCCACUCUAGAUAUGGUUACCGUGUGGGCAGUGAGUUUUGGAGCCUCCCACAGCGGUUUGGAGACGAAAUGAGUGGCAUUGCAGCCACUCUGACUCAGACGGAGCAGGGCAGAUGUAAACCUGUCACACGCGUAGGACAACCGAGCAGCGUACGCCGGGAAGCAGGAAUUAUUUCUUCUGAGACUCGUCCAGCGUCCCGGACUUGGGACCAGAGCACAUACCUGCAGCACCAGUGCCAGGAGCCCGAGGAGCUUCUGCAGGACAUGGAUGUCAAAAAGCCGGAGAUCCGUGGACUGGAGGUUAUUGGCUCUAGCACGCCUGUCACUUCCGUCAGAGUGUGUCGUGGUCCCUUACUGGAGAAGCUGGAAGAGGAGACAGAGCACAAGAGAAUGACGAAAGAGGACCUGGAUCCUCUGGCACAGUACGAUGAUGUUUGGACCGACGCUCUGCUCAUUCCUGCCUUGAGGUUCGGUGGUCAGCUUGCUGGCUGGACUGGAAACUCUCCCAUCAACCACGGACAAGUAGGAAUCGGUGCCACAAUUAUUUUUGAGGCCCUGACUGGAGAAAUAGCAUCAUCCCACCUGGAGCUGCACAACGAGGGCAGCACGGCCAUGUUCUACAGCUGGCAGCAGCUUCCGGUGCCAUGCUACCUCCCAAACCUGCGAUCACGCACACAGAGUCUGCACUUCUACUUCAACUCCUCAAGUGGCGUGAUUCGUCCAGGCGUCACCCAAUGGGUUGAGUUUAUAUUUAAGUCAGAGGAGCCAGGCAUCAAAACUGAGAUUUGGCAGCUCAACACCCACCCUGUGCUGCUGCGAGGAGCCUCCAUGCAGGUCACUCUGAGAGGAGUGGCUCUGCACCAGGACAAAACUGCAGACCAGAGGCUUUUCUUACAGACGAAGCUGGAAAAGAUAGUGAAGGAGAAACUGUGUCGGUCCAUUGUGUAUGACAUGCUGCAGGGGGUCCGCACCCCAGAGAGACCAAGCUCUCCUGCAGAACUCUACGUCACCGAAGAGCAAACGUUUUUACGCCAAAACCCCAAGUUGAAGUACAAUUAUCAGCCAGUGGAGGAUCUAAAGAGACUGUGGCAAGAACUGAAACCAGGAAGCGUCUGGGACCUCUCUGUGGAUACACUCCGACAGGUUGUGCUGUCCCUGCCUAAGCAUGAGUCCGCUCAGGAACAGAGCCUGGCCCAGAUCAAUGCUCUGAUUCUGCAGCUCUCUGAAUCGUCUCAUCUCAAGCAACACCAGCUAACUGCGGGAACUAUUGGGCAGCAGCUGUGGAGGGAACUCCUCAACAAGAUGGCUGGUGAGGCCAUGUGGCUCAGAGACCUGCUAGGCCUUCCAGAGAGAGACACAUGGAUCGAUGAAAAGGAGGAAUCCCCAAUCUCUAAUGCUGAUAUGGCUAAUACCAAAGAUGAGAAGAGUGAGAAAAAGGGAGUAGCGGCUGCUAAAGAAGAGAAAAGUGGAGUGAAGUCCAACAAAGGGGAGUCCAAGUCAGCAACAACUGAAAAAUCAGUGAAAGACAUCAAAAAGAAAGGCAAAAGAAGAGAAGAAGUGGGGAAACGCACUAAGGAAAAACAAGGGAAGGAGUCGGACUCACUGACUGAGACCGCCUCACAAAGCAUCAGUGAAGAAGGUCUCGAUGACCCACACGUAGAGACACACGAGAUUGACAAUUACAAAAGGCUCCUGCAUACAAAGGUGUAUGCACUGAUGGAAGACCUGGUGGACAACCUGUGUGACCGGAUGGAUGAUCUUAACGAGGGAGAUGAACCUGACACUAUCACCACGAGAGACAGGCAAAGGAGCCCUCUGAAUACAUAAUCCUAUACGGAAUGUAAUAAGUAGGCCUAGUACUACCCAUGAAUCUCUGUUUUGUACCAAAUACUGUUGUAAAAAUAAAUACAUUUUCAUUCCUCUGACAUAA